UCUCUCUUCUCUCUUCUCUCUCUUUCUCUCCCUUUCUCUCCCUUCCUCUCUCUCUCUCUCUCUCUUUCUUUCUCUCUCUUUCUGUCUGGAUCCUUUGAUCAUCGUUCGCGAUGUGGAGAGUCUUGCUUCGAAUAAUACACGAUAGAUUAUCAAUAUCAUACAUGAUUUUCGAAAUCGAGUACGUUUUAUUUAUCUUAUUAUUUCUUACUUUUCCACUUUAUUAUUCGUUUAUUUUUCACCGUGUCACAAACAAGUAUUUGAAGUUCUUUCGGAGAAGAAGGAUGAAACGAAAGGAAAUAUACACGAAGAAAAUUCACAAGAUACCGUUUGAGAAUUGAGAAGUUAAAGAAGGGUGUUACGUGAUUAGGAUUCGAUUACAAGACGUUUGGAUGAAUGAUGCAAAGAUUGAUAUAUAAAGCAAGGGGAUCCGGAAAAAAAGUAUUUAAAGGAAAUCAGCUGGCAAAGUGACGGGGGCGGCCAUCGUUCACGCGAUCAUGGAAUUAGAAUCGAGGAUUGACCACGGCGAUUACCUGAGCAGGCUCCAUUGCGAAUCCGAGUCCUUCAAAAUGGACUUAAUCCUGGACAUCAACAGCUGGCUGUAUCCUAUGGAACUUGGUGAUAAAUUUCGUCUGGUACUGGCUACAACUUUGAGAGAGGACGGUUAUCCUGAUGGAGGGGAGUGGAACGCGACAGAACAGGAAGGCGGUUCCAGAGCAGACAGUUUUGAAUAUGUGAUGUCCGGUAUGGUUUAUCGAAUUGAAGGUGAUGAAGCAAGCAAUGAACCCAGCAGUAGACUAUCUGCCUACGUAUCCUUUGGAGGAUUGCUGAUGAGGUUACAGGGUGAUGCAAACAACCUACACGGUUUCGAGAUAGACCAACAUAUGUACUUACUCAUGAAAAAGUUAGCGUUCUAACUAUGUUACAUUUGUUAUAAUUAUGUUACAACAAUUAUAACUUAGAAAAUAUGUAUUUUAAAUAUAUUCUUUUUUCAUGAGGAAUUAUUUUAAUAUAUGAAUAUAAGAUAAAGAUAAUUAAACUGAUCGAAAAAAUAUUAAUGAUUGAUAUGCGUGCAUAAAAAUGUAUUGUAUGUGUAUUUGAUUUAGAACAGUAUAUUUAUGUAAGAAGAAUGUUUGCUAAUUGGUUAAUCAUUUUACAUUUUUUAGUUCAUGAAUAUUUUAUUAAAUAUUAUCACUGCCAUUGGGAUUCUUAGAUAUAUAAAUAAACUAUUUUUUUAAUUAAUAAAAAUUAAUUAUACUAUAUAAUAAAAAUAUUUUUU
Molecule: messenger RNA, 1276 nt
Organism: Apis dorsata (giant honeybee)
Lineage: Eukaryota; Metazoa; Arthropoda; Insecta; Hymenoptera; Apidae
Gene: Rpb8
Product: DNA-directed RNA polymerases I, II, and III subunit RPABC3
Exons: 4
Coding region: 495-914 (139 amino acids)
Biological process (GO): DNA-templated transcription
Cellular component (GO): RNA polymerase III complex; RNA polymerase I complex; RNA polymerase II, core complex
Molecular function (GO): DNA-directed RNA polymerase activity
Source: RefSeq, a predicted model, not a curated record